GGAGGGGAGAGAGAUAGGAAGUGCGCUGCCUCGUCCUGUUUUAAGCUCCGAAAUCGUGGACAGAAGCGAUUGUCUGCAGGAGUGUGAUGGCAGAGCACAUAAGAGCCAGAAGUGUUUCAGGGAAUCCGGAGGGCCCGUAUCGGGCUGUGGAGAGCGCUCAAGCUCUUGCUUGGGAGAUGUUUGAGGGUGUGGACACACUGGACAAACUUUUCCGGCACGCCGUGAGCAGAUUCAAACAUACACCCUGCCUGGGGACCAGAGAGCUCCUCUCACAGGACACCGAGGUCCAGCCUGAUGGGAAGGUCUUCCAGAAGCUGGUCCUGGGUGAAUACAGAUGGAAGACGUAUGAGGAGGUUGAUAGGGAGGUCGGCUAUCUGGGCAAUGGCCUGGCUGUCUUAGGUCAAAAGUCACGGAGUUCCAUCGCCAUUUUCUGUGAGACAGGGGCAGAGUGGAUGAUAACAGCACAGGCUUGUUUCAGAUACAACUUCCUAUUGGUGACUCUGUAUGCCACACUCGGGGAAGACGCUAUAGUUUUCGGACUGACUCAGUGUGGAGCCACUCACCUCAUCACCAGUAAAAACCUACUGGAAACCAAACUAAAGGUUGUUCUGCCCCAGGUGACCGGGCUGAAACAUGUGAUCUACGCUGGCAGCGGGGGUGCGUCCCUGGGAGAUUACCCACAAUCCCUUAGUGUGCACAGCAUACAGGAAGUAAUGGACCUUGGAGCCAAACCUGACAACUUGUGUGUACAAGUGGACACCCCUUCUCCCUCUGAUUUGGCUAUUGUGAUGUACACGAGUGGCUCGACUGGUCGCCCCAAAGGAGUAAUGAUGCAUCACAGUAACCUCAUAGCUGGUAUGGCCGGCCAAUGCCAACGCAUCCCAGGCCUUGGGCCUAAGGACACAUACAUAGGUUACCUUCCCUUGGCUCAUGUCCUGGAACUGACUGCAGAAAUGUCCUGUUUGUCACAUGGGUGCAGGAUAGGCUACUCCUCUCCACAAACACUGUGUCUGCAGUCCAGUAAGAUUAAGAGGGGCAGUAGAGGUGACUGUUCUGUCCUCAGACCGACCCUGAUAGCUGCUGUUCCGGAGAUAAUGGAUCGUAUUUCUAAGAAUGUGAUGGCUAAGGUUGGAGAGAUGAACGCCGUUCAAAGGAAGCUCUUCACACUGGGUUAUAGAUACAAACUCCAGCAGGUGGCCUGUGGUGCUGACACACCCAUCUGUAACAAGCUGCUUUUUAAGCAUGUGUCUAUGCUGUUGGGAGGGUCUGUGCGUCUGAUGCUGUCUGGUGGAGCUCCUCUCUCUGCAGACACACAGCGCUUCAUUAACAUCUGUUUCUGCCCUGUCGCCAUUGGUUACGGUCUCACAGAGACGUGUGGGGCAGGCACCAUUUCAGACUUUUCUGAUUAUACUACAGGACGUGUAGGUGCUCCUCUUAUCUGUUCUGAGAUAAUACUACGAGACUGGCCUGAAGGGGGAUACACAAGCCAGGACAAACCACUUCCACGUGGAGAGAUUCUGAUUGGAGGCCCAAAUGUUGCUUUGGGUUACUAUGGGAGCGAGGAUCAAAAGGAGGGUGGAGAAUUCUGGGUAGAUGAGGCAGGGCAACGCUGGUUUUGCACAGGCGAUGUGGGGGAGGUGCAUCCGGAUGGCUGUCUGCAGAUAAUUGACCGUAAGAAGGAUCUGGUAAAACUGCAGGCAGGUGAGUAUGUAUCACUGGGGAAAGUGGAGGCUGCUUUGAAGAAAAGUCCACUGAUCGACAACAUCUGUGCCUAUGCUAGCAGCAAUCAGAGCUAUAUUAUUGGCUUUGUAGUACCCAAUCAAAAGCAGCUAACUGAACUGGCCAAUAGAAAUGGGAUUGAUGGCAAGUGGGAGGAGCUUUGUAAUCAUGCUGUACUGGAACAGGAAGUCCUAAAGUCCAUUAAAGAGAUUGCAACAACCGAUAAACUUCAGAGGUUUGAGGUCCCACUGAAGGUGUGUCUUAGCUCAGAGGUGUGGACACCUGAAACUGGCUUGGUUACAGAUGCCUUCAAACUGAAGAGGAAAGAAUUACAGAGACACUACAUACGUGAUAUUGAAAGGAUGUACGGGGCCAAAUAACACACACACACACACACACACACACACACACACACACACACACACACACACACACACACACACAAUGCAGACACACGCUUAUAAAUGAUCUUGUUUCAGCAGGCAAAAGGGCCCCCUACUGGCAACAAAAUGUUAUUACAACAUAUCACCUGGAAAGAAUCAAGGCAGGUUGCCUUGAAAAUGAUACGCUUCGGGUUGCAAAUGUCCUGCAUGUUUCGCCCCGCUGGUUUCGCUAAUCAAGUCUCUCUGCUGUCUCGAGCAAAUUAGCACACCCAGAACGUUGGAUCUGAAUAUGCUGGGGAGUUAUUUUACCUCCUGAACCUGAACUAGCAACCUCACAGUUAGCAACAAUCAAAACGUUUUGAUAUGUAUAUAUAUAUUUUUUACUAAAUUGUAUAUUUUUAAAAAGUUUAUAACUGUAUAUAAAUCUGUAAUGACAUCCUUAAAGGAAAAACACAUUUUCUGCAUAUUUCACGUCUUUAAACAAAUGUAAUGUGAGUGUGUAUGUCAUAGUGAAAGUAAGAUGCAACCCUGCACAGAAUGUAUACCCCGACCUGAGUGUAUACCCCGACCUGUGGGGUUAGUGGGUUGAUUCAGACGUGGUGGAAAGUGUGAGAGAGCAAAAACGUGAGAAAUACUAAUCACCUAUCCUCUCACAUGAAAGACGGGACACGUUUAACUGAAGCUACUACAACCUCUCACCAUCUCACAAAAAAAUAAAAAUAAAUAAACAAACAAACAAAUAAAUAAAUAAAAUAACAUUGUACAGUGAAAGGCACAAACAAUGUGUUUUGUGUUUUUCAUUGUAAUUUGGGACUAUAAGAAAAUUACAUGAACUAGACAGAAAGUUCCAGAUGGAAAUGUUACAUUUUACAAGCUUCCACCUAGACAAUAGAGUAAGAGUGUAAACGUUAGUGCUAAAGUCAGUGCUAAUGUUAGUGCUAAAAUCAGUGCUAAAGUCAGUGCUAAUGUUAGUGCUAAUGUUAGUGCCAAAGUCAGUGCUCACAUCAUUGACAGUGCUAAGCUAGCGCUGUUGUGAGCGUACAGGUGAUACUGAGUCUGACACUGUGAAGGAUGCAGUCUGAUAACAAAGCUGCUUCUGUACAUGUUCAAUUAUCUUUAGAAAACUAUUCGCUGCUUGUGUGUGAUGUGAAGAUUGCUCUGCUUUUGUGGUGAACGUGUGUGCAUGUAGCCGGUCCCAAACGUAAAUGUAAACAAUGUUUUGGUAAAGGUGAAGGUAAACUAUGUUUUUUAACAGCCGAUAAAGCAUUUCAUUGUUAUAGGUUUUCCAUCAGUAGCGUUAGUGUUGUUGACCAUGUUAGUCAUGAUGGAAGAAUAACGGAUGUUUUCAUCUGUCAUUUGCCAGGUCUGCUUCAUUUGUGUAGCAUGAAAGGGUUUUAUUUUACACAAAUUUCGUUUUGUUUCAUCUUUUUUUUAACACAUACAUAAAUCAUGUUGAUAAGUGAGCCAAGCCUACAGAUAUAUGUAUAAAUGUACAACGUUAAAGGCUUCA
Electrophorus electricus (electric eel) is the source of this 3612-nucleotide messenger RNA. The record is from RefSeq and is a predicted model, not a curated record. Lineage: Eukaryota; Metazoa; Chordata; Actinopteri; Gymnotiformes; Gymnotidae.